This is a messenger RNA of Jaminaea rosea, 1925 nucleotides long. Its product is annotated as galactose oxidase. The record is from RefSeq and is a predicted model, not a curated record. Bases 1 to 1701 code for a protein of 566 amino acids. The transcript has 6 exons. Lineage: Eukaryota; Fungi; Basidiomycota; Exobasidiomycetes; Microstromatales.
AUGCCAUCGCCGGGUUUGGAGCGACCGUGCGUCUCCGAGGGAGGACGAGUGGCUACCAAUGGCCGUUCAGGCAUCUCUGCGCAGAUGGCGUUUCUCAACUCGGACGAUACCGUCAUCUUCCUCGACAAGACGGAAAACAAUCCGCUCCAGAUCAAUGGCAGGCCUGCGUGGGCGUCCGAGUACAACAUACGCACCGGCAAGUCGAAGCCAUUUGAUAUAGUAACCAAUACUUUCUGUGCGGGAGGUGCGCCGAUCGCCGAUGGAAGGAUGGUCGUCACGGGUGGCAAUAUCGCCGUUGGACCCAAGGGACUCGCCGCUAACCAGUCGGUGGGGCCCUACUUCUCGAUUGAUGGAGGCAUGGCCGUCAACAUCUGGAAUCCUCGUGAUGGCACCUGGGACUCACGACCGCGCGGGCUGCACAGAGAGCGGUGGUACCCAAGCAUGGAACCCCUCGCCGACGGUAGCGUUGCCAUCAUUGGUGGCCAGAGCGGAGGAGGCUAUAGUGCCAUCGAGAAGCUGAUGGAGCCCACGCUCGAGUUCUUUCCUGAUCGUGGAGCACCAGUGCCAGUGCCAAUCAUUACUCGCACGCUCCCCAUAAACCUCUAUCCUUUGACCUACCUCAUGUCCAAUGGCCGUAUGUUCAUCCAGUCGUACAACGAAGCCGUGCUCUACGACCUCUCCGCCCACACCGAGCAGAAGCUUCCUGACAAGCCCGGAGCCCCCGGUCCUUACCCAUCCAACGCUGCCGUGACUUUGCUCCCCUUCACGCCCGACAACAAGUACGAAGAGACGGUCUUGUUCUGUGGCGGGCUUACCGGCCUGUCCAAAGUGGACUGGGGAGGUACCCACGGCCCGAAUGUCUCGCUCACGGACAAGUCCAACUCUCGGGACUGCUGGUCAAUUGCACCCCUCAUUGAUGCGACGUGGCGACCUCGUCCACCCGCGCCGGAAGGUCGCAGCAUGGCUACCUUUAUUACUUUGCCUGAUGGGAAGAUUGCAUGGAUAGGAGGAGCCAAGAAGGGGACUGCAGGAUACGGUCCUCCGGGAAGUACCGGCCAGCCUAUUGGCCACUCCUAUGCUGACGAUCCCGGAUAUGCUGUGUGGGUGCUCGACCCCACCCGCUACACCUGGUCGUACGAAGGCACUUUGUCAAAGCCUCGCAUGUACCACUCGUCGAUGGUCCUCAUGCCAGACGGGUCCAUCGUCGUGGGCGGCUCCAACCCCAAUCCUGACGUGACGACGGUCAAGUAUCCUACGGAGUACUCCAUUGAGGUCUGGUACCCGCCUUGGUACAUCACGCCUCGCCCUUCGAACGCCCAGCUGCCCACGACCUUCAGCUACGGGAGCAGCGGGUUUCGCAUCGAUCUCACCAAAGCUCGUUCUGCAAAUUCGACCGCCUCCAUUACAAAGGCCACUGUCCGUCUGAUCCGCACAGGCUUCUCGACGCACGCAGUUCAGUGGGGCCAGCGAGCCAUCGAGCUUAACUGUCGCAUCACAAAUGGGUCCUCCACGCUCGUAGUCGAUGGUUUGCCCAACAAUCGCAGUCUCUUUGCGCCUGGCACCGCGCUGGCUUUUCUGGAUAUUGACGGAGUGCCAAGCAAGGGAAAGUUCGUGCAAGUUGGGCCUAAGACCAUUCCUGGCGAGAGGAGGAAGAAGAAGAAGAGGAGGAUGGAAUGGAGCGAUGGAGCGAAGCUCUUUUGAGCGGGUUGAGCGUGCGAGGGAAAAGCGGUCGACUUGACUCGAGAUUGCAGCCUCUAGCAUGGACAUUUGGCCCUUUGGCCCCUCUUCAUCCACUACUUGCCCUACAACUUCCUGACUCGGCCUGCAGCGAGGGCGCCCUGAGAGCGUACUCGCGCACGCAGGAGCAUCGACUCGACCCUUUGCUUAUGCUUUGACGACCUCAAUUUAUUUGCCUGCCUUCUUGA